GAGGAGGGAGGGAGGGAAGGAGGGAAGGGAACCUGAAGAGAACAGCGGACGGGGCAGAGAGGGAUCGUCGCACAACUCGGGAGCCCCCUAAAAGCCAGCGAGUAUUGAGGUGUCGUGGUUUAACACGGCCAACGUAACUUACGCGAGCUGCAGUGUGGGGAGGGGGGGUGUGGGUACACAAUCACCUGGCCUCUCCUCUUCCCCCCCCCCCUCUUGCGUUAAGUUUCACUUGUUUUUCCCUGCUCACUCGGGCAGAGGAGCCGGGUGGUGGUGGUGGGGGGUGGGGGAAGGCCAGGAGGGAAGGAGGAAGCAGUUGCGCUCCCUGUUGUGUUGUUGUUGGUGGUGGUGGCGCGUGUCGACCCCAUUCGAGGUGUUUUACCCAUCGAUCGGUGGUGGAGAGACACGACGAGAGGGGUGGCGUGGGUAGGGCGGAGAGGGUUGGGAGACGGAGGUUCAGAAAAGAAGAUCGCUUCACGGCUGGUGCUUGCUGCUGCUGUCAUUGUUGAGGGAGGAGACGUCGUCGCCGUUUCAUUGAGAAUCUGACAUUGGCCGAGCCCGUGUUUUUACGUCUGACUGCAGAACAGCUGUCCCGUAGCUCUGCGGCAGCGUCACAUGCGUCCUGGUCGCCCUCCCGCCAACAACGCCAGCGCCAUCAUGUACGGGGAGAUGGAGACGCGUCCGACCUGGGGAGCAGGCCCUCUACUGCUACUCACUGCCGACACGCAGGACGAGGGAGAGAGCGACAGUGCCAUCGACACCAUGGGCAGUUCGGAGGCCGCGGCGCCCGAGGACGCGAGGAACAGCAGCAUGUUCCUGCCCGACGGGCGCAAGAAGACGCACCAGCACAACUUGUCGCUGGUGUCGAACGUGUCGACGCUGUCGGCGCUCUCCCUCAUGAGUGCCGAGGAGGAGUUUGAGGAUUACGGCGAGGGCGACGAGACCGACCUGACGGAGGGGAGCGCCGGCGAGCUGCCGGGGGAAGCCGCGCAGAACAGCGCUUCCUCGCUGCCGUCCAGCGCAAACAACUCUCCCAAGAAAUAUCCCCAUCUGCUGACCCAGGAAGCGCUCCAUAACUACUGCCUGAGUUGUGCGCGCAAGAUGGAUCAGCUGAACAGCCUGGACACUCGACUGCGCAAGCUGGAAGUCAACAGUCCCAACAGGAGAAUCUCGUCGAAAGCCUAUGCCAGGCACCUGCUACAAACUAGCAACCUGAGCAGCACCAACGGCAGUACGGAAAACCUGGAGGUGGAGUCCAGAGAUCCUGCCGAGAACGACAUUGCAGAAAAACUGAAUGCUCUGGAGAGAAAGGUUUGCGAGUUGGAGAACGACUCCACCGAGAGUGGGGACCUGCACACGAAGCUCCGGCAGGAGAACAAGCAGCUCACCCUCCGGGUGCACGAGCUGGAGGAGCGCCUGCGUGACGAGGAGUCUCGCUCUGAGCAGAGCGCACGGGAGGACGCGCGGCGCCACCGCGACGCGCUGGCGCGGCUCGAGCGUGACAAGGGCGAGCAGACGGAGGCGCUCGCCACCAGGUUGCAGCAGCUGGAAGAAGAGAAUAAGGAGAUAAAAGCAGUUGUCGUUUACCUGAAGGCCCAAACACAGAAGCUGGAGACCACGAACCGGGAGCUGACUGAGGGCCUGGAUGAUGGCAGCACGCGACUGCGCGAGGAGGCUCGCCACAGCAAGGAGCUGGCAGACCGGCUUCACCGAACCCAGCAGGAACACAACGUCGAGCGAGACACUACACAGGAGAUGAUCGAGGGGCUGCGUCGCGAGCUGGAGGUGCUGCAGGUAUACAAGCUGGACGCAGACCGCGGGGGGCGCCGACGGACACCCAGCGUCAGCACCGUCAGCAGCGACAUGGAGCAGGAGGCGCGGCGCCUGCGCCAGGACGUUCAAAGGCUCAAGGAGCAGAAUGAGGAUCUCAAUGCCCAGAUAAUCAGCUUGAGCAUUCAAGAAGCCAAAAACCUCUGCCUGGCUACACCCAAGUUUCAGUCGCUGGCGGCUGAGAUUGACUCUGCCAGUAAAGACGAGGUCAUGGAGGCGCUACGUGAGCAGGAAGAGAUCAACUUCCGGUUGAGGCAGUACAUGGACAAGAUAAUCCUGGCCAUCCUCGACACAAACCCAUCCAUCCUGGAGAUCAAGACGUGAGCAAGAGGCCCUUCAUCUCCCCUACACCCGUGAACAAGGAAGAUUUUCCCCGCAUCAGAGAGAAAAUUCACUGGCGUCACACUCCACCCAAAACCCCCCCCCCCCCCCCCCCCCGCUCCACACGCUUCAUAUUUUCCUAGAGAAACCAAGUGUUGGUACAUUCUAGAUUGUAAAUGAACAAGAAAAUCAACGGGUUAUCACGUAGAGCAGUGUUAUUCUCUUAAUUUUCAGAGGGGGGGGGGCACUUUUGCGCCAAUAAGACAUCAUCGGUGUGAGGGCCCGCCACGUUUUUGAAACCAUUGGGGGUUUGACAGCAGCACGAUGAUGAUGAUGAUGGGAGGGGGGGGGGUGUUUUCACAAUUUGUGUAUUGUCGGGGGGGACUGCACGUCAGGGGCCGCACUAAAGGCCACCAGGAGACGCCAGUGACCCCGCGGGCCUUGCAGCGAGGAACAUUGACGUAGAUAAUCUUCCCAGUGAGAUGGACU
Petromyzon marinus (sea lamprey) is the source of this 2637-nucleotide messenger RNA. RefSeq names its product rab11 family-interacting protein 4-like. NCBI's taxonomy places the organism in Eukaryota, Metazoa, Chordata, Hyperoartia, Petromyzontiformes, Petromyzontidae. Gene Ontology annotation, cellular component: endocytic vesicle; recycling endosome membrane; midbody. Gene Ontology annotation, biological process: regulation of cytokinesis; endocytic recycling. The record is from RefSeq and is a predicted model, not a curated record.